Messenger RNA from Lolium rigidum, 1098 nucleotides. RefSeq lists its product as uncharacterized. Lineage: Eukaryota; Viridiplantae; Streptophyta; Magnoliopsida; Poales; Poaceae. The coding region runs from base 35 to 892 and encodes 285 amino acids. The record is from RefSeq and is a predicted model, not a curated record. The transcript has 2 exons.
GUGGGAGCGCGCCGCAGUCCUCUCAUCAGACACCAUGGAGUGGCAGUUUUUCCCGAAGAAUCCGCUGCCGCUGCGCGGAGGGGCCGGGACAGGCAGGGUGCUGCGCGGGCUCAUCUGGUGGCCAAACUGGAUGUGUGGCAAAAUCGUGGUGCUUCACACCACCACCUUCCAGUUCUCUCUAAUCGACGUGCCAACUCCCUUGAGGACGAAAUGGGAUAAUCUGACAUAUAAGCUCGGUGAGACCAAGGAUGGGAGUCUAUGCUUCGUAGAUGUAAAGGAUGGCACGAUUGUUGCUCAUCGUUUCCUGACAGCCGGCGAUGGUCAUGUCGUCGAGAGGUGGAUGUUGUACAAGGAGUUCCCGUUGCACCCGAUUGUUAGGAGUCUCACUGGGUGCUCAGUGGAGGAAGAGGGCUGUCAUGUCAGGGUGAAGGUUGUGGCGGUCAUUGAUGGCUUUGUAUACUUGUCUGUUUUCUACUGCAAGGACACGCAGCCUUGUGAGUUGUAUCUAUCCUUGUGCCUGGAAACAUCCGAGAUUAGCGAGCUCUUUAAUGAUGCAUAUCGGUAUAACCUGGACGUCCAUCCCUAUGUCAUGGCCUGGCCUCCCUCUUUGGUGCAAAGCAAGAAGGAAUCAGAAACUGAAUUCACUGGAGACAGUGUUGCAGACGAUGGUCCAGUGGGCAAGGAAAAAGCUUCCUCUCUGCUUGUCGCUGCACUGGAGUCACUCAGCCAAGCUCUGAUGGAUGACAGUGGCAGUAAUAAAGAAAUAGUAGCGGAGUUAGAUGCCUUCUUGCACCCCAACGAGGAUGACAAUGGCUCUCUUAGGAGCAAGAUCGCUAGUUUUGAUGCACAGUUGCUAACUGCAAGAGACCGUAUCUUGAGGAUAAGUGCAUGAAACCGAGGUCUGUGUGCCUAGUACAUAAAGAGAAACCUGAUGAUGAAUUGGUGGUAAAUGUAGAGGUGGAAGCUGUCAAGAGCUUGUUGGAAUGUGUGUUUAUUCUGAUGUUUGUGCUGUGUGUUUGUUAUGAAUUGUGAUGAUACGAGCUUUUGUUGAAAUGGUUGGUAUAUCAGUUUUUUGGAUGCUGUAAAGAGUUACUCUCA